Molecule: messenger RNA, 141 nt
Organism: Prunus armeniaca (apricot)
Lineage: Eukaryota; Viridiplantae; Streptophyta; Magnoliopsida; Rosales; Rosaceae
Source: the annotation of a GenBank genome assembly
AUGCUUCCCUGGAGCAUUCGCUGCACCGCUUGUAGCACUGUCAUGGCCAAAGGCACCAAGUUGAAUUCCCGCAAAGAAGAAGCCCUCGACGAGAAAGAGAAGUUGGUUCCUUACACGGACCCAAACUGGCAAGAGAUAUAA